AUGAUUUUAAGUAAAGAAUAUCUAAGCAGAAACUACAUUAAACUAAUAGUACCCAUAGUUAUAUUCCUUGGAAUGGGAUAUUUCAACUAUGUGGUUAAUUAUUCAUUAGGUUAUAAACUUAUUUAUAAAAAUCAUUCUCAUGCAUCUGGAAUUAUAUUAUGGAUACUUAUGGGAUUAUUACAAUUAUCAUUAUAUAUCUAUUGGAUAUUAAUAUUUAUUAUUGGACCUGGAAAAUCACCAAUUUUCCCACCUUUAAAUAUAUAUAAUGAAGAAAAUAAUGAAAAUUUAAUAUCAUUACCUGAUUUAUUCUUUUGUGAUAAACAAGGAUUUCCUUAUUAUUGUUCAAAUUCAAAUUCAAUUAAAUUAGAAAGAAGUUUUUAUUCAAAAGAUAUUGGUUAUAAUGUACUUAAAUUUGAUCAUUAUUGUAUUUGGAUAGGACAUCCAAUUGGACAAAAUAAUUAUUUAUUUUUCAUAAAAUUUACCAUUUAUUAUUUAUUAAUAUUUAUAAUAUCUUUAAUUUAUCUUGCUAUUUAUACUAAAGAUUCAAUAAAUCAAGGAGAAAUAGAUCAUAAUUUUAUUGUAUUGUAUAUAUUUUGUGGAUUUUGGAUAUUAAUGAUUGGUGGAUUAUUAGGUGUUCAUUUAAGAUAUAUUUGUUUAAAUUUAACUACUUUAGAUGAUAUUACUAGAAAUCAAAGAAAAAGAUAUAGUCGUUGGUUAGAAUCUCAACAAAAUCCUAAAAAAUCUUCAAUGUUGAAUGAUAAAGUGGAACCAAGAAGAGAAUUGGGUAUAAGAUAUGUUAAUAUUAAACAUGAGAAUAAUUCUAGAGUUGUCAUAACUUAUUAUAUUGAUAAUAUUAAUCCAUUCAAUAUGGGUAUUAGAAAUAACUGGAUUAAUUUAGUAUUCAAUGGGAAUAGAAAUCAUGGUCUUGAUAAUCUGUAUUAUACUAAUAUUAGGUUUAUUUAUUCAAUUCUUUAUCUAUUGAUUCCAUUCAUUGAUAUACCGAUUUGUUUCAAGAAUAGGCACCCGUUUAAAGAAGAUAUAGAACUGGGGGAUAUUGUUGAUUCGAAUAAAUUACUUGAGAUUUAUAAUACUUAUUCAAGUAAAGUUAAUGAUGAAUUUUAUGAAAUGAUUAAAUUAAAAAUAUCUAAUGGUGAUUUCACAACUCCUGUAUAUCUACAACAUCAGAAAUAG
Molecule: messenger RNA, 1191 nt
Organism: Candida tropicalis MYA-3404
Lineage: Eukaryota; Fungi; Ascomycota; Pichiomycetes; Serinales; Debaryomycetaceae
Product: palmitoyltransferase
Exons: 1
Coding region: 1-1191 (396 amino acids)
Biological process (GO): peptidyl-L-cysteine S-palmitoylation; protein targeting to membrane
Cellular component (GO): Golgi apparatus; endoplasmic reticulum
Molecular function (GO): protein-cysteine S-palmitoyltransferase activity
Source: RefSeq, a predicted model, not a curated record